CUAGGUCAAAGGUCAAGGUCACGGUGACCCGAAAUAGUAAAAUGGUUUUCGGAUGAUAACUCAAGAAAGCAUAUGCCUAGGAUCAUGAAACUUCAUAGGUAGAUUGAUCAUGACUCGCAGAUGACCCCUAUUGAUUUUGAGGUCACAAGGUCAAAGGUCAAGGUCACGGUGACCCGAAAUAGUAAAAAUGAUUUUCGGAUGAUAACUCAAGAACGCUUUUGCCUAGGAUCAUGACACUUCAUAAGUACAUCGAUCGUAACUCGCAGAUGACCCCUAUUGAUUUUCAGGUCACUAGGUCAAAGGUCAAGGUCACAGUGACAAAAAACGUAUUCACACAACGGCUGCCACUACAACGGACAGCCCAUAUGGGGGGCAUGCAUGUUUUCUAUAGAUUUCAGCAAGACCCACCAAUGGAUAAUAGACAUACAAGACCCCACUGUUGACAUUAUAUGUUUACAGGCAUUGAGGCAACUGUUGAAGACACCCACAGUCUAGAAUCUAUACAGGAGUCGGAGCCUCUCAUGAUACAACAUGCCAGUGUUGACUGUGCUGAUCAUAUGCAAUCUACAGGUUUCACUUUGGUUCUUUCAGAGUCCAUGUCAACUGCUGACAGUGAAGAGCCAGGCAGUCUGACCCAUGAUAGGAGGGAGCCAAGUGAAGAGCCAUCCAGUCUGACCCAUGAUAGGAGGGAGCCAAGUGAAGAGCCAGCCAGUCUGACCCAUGAGUCCAUGUCAACUGCUGCCAGUGAAGGGCCAGCCAGUCUGACCCAUGAUGAAAUGAGGCAACUUGUGUUUGUGUCUCUGAAACGUAGAGUAUGA
Messenger RNA from Dreissena polymorpha, 818 nucleotides. RefSeq lists its product as uncharacterized. The transcript is spliced from 3 exons. Bases 450 to 818 code for a protein of 122 amino acids. The record is from RefSeq and is a predicted model, not a curated record. NCBI's taxonomy places the organism in Eukaryota, Metazoa, Mollusca, Bivalvia, Myida, Dreissenidae.